Messenger RNA from Notechis scutatus (mainland tiger snake), 3063 nucleotides. Lineage: Eukaryota; Metazoa; Chordata; Lepidosauria; Squamata; Elapidae. The record is from RefSeq and is a predicted model, not a curated record.
AUGGGAGUUGGGACACUAAUCCUUACCAAAGUCCUGGAAGAAAAGUCAGUUCUUCAAGCUCCUUCAAGCCAGCGGAGUGGUCAUCUGGCUCUUCAGGCUCUCUCAGAGCUUGACGAGCUGCGCUCCGAGUUGGGGAAGACUCGAGGUGUUGCUCCGCUAAGUUCUUGCUUGGCUUUGGCUCCGGCUCCGGCUCCAGCAGCUGGCCAGCUACGCUACUCGGUACCCGAAGAACUGGACCACGGAGCCUUUGUGGCCAACAUCGCGGAAGACUUAGGUCUGGAUGUAUCCGAAUUAUCAGCCAGGCGGUUUCGUAUUGCGUCCCGGGCGGGGAGUAAGCAGCACCUGGAGGUGAAUCUGGAAAAUGGGAUUCUCUUUGUUAACGAGAAAAUAGAUAGGGAAGAGGUGUGCGAGAGCAGCAAGGCCUGCCUCCUGCACCUGCAGCUGGUCAUCGAGAGCCCCCUUGAGCUUUAUCGCAUCGAAGUGGAAGUGCUAGACAUCAACGACAAUGCACCCCGGUUCCCUUGGCAAGAAUAUGUGCUGGAAGUGACAGAAUCAGCACUACCCGGGGCCCGCUUUCCCCUGGAGAGUGCACAGGAUCCCGACGUGGGCACAAACUCCCUACGUACUUACAGACUCAGCCCUAAUGGUUAUUUCUCGCUGGAGGUGCAGACUCGCAGUGACGGCAGCAAGUUUGCAGAGCUGGUGCUGGAGAGGAGUCUGGACCGAGAGCAACAGCGUAGUCACAGGGUCUUGCUCACGGCUUUGGAUGGUGGUAUCCCCGAGCGCUCGGGCACAGCUAGAGUUGUGAUCAUGGUGUUGGAUGCCAACGACAAUGUGCCAGUCUUUGAUCAGUCCACUUACAGCGUAAGCCUGCCGGAGGAUGCGCCCAAAGGGACUCUGGCUAUCAAGCUCAAUGCUACUGACUUGGAUGAGGGAACCAAUGGCGAAAUUGAGUAUUCAUUCAGCGGGCACGCUCCACUAGGUGUGCGGGAGCUUUUUAGCGUGGAGCCCCAUACUGGGCAAGUGCGCCUGAAAGGCCAAUUGGACUAUGAGCGAGCUGAUCUCCAUGAGCUAUAUGUGCAGGCCAAGGACCGGGGCCCCUCUGCAGUUGCCAUUCACUGUCGGGUGUUGGUGCACCUCUUGGAUGUCAAUGAUAACGCACCGGAGGUGACCCUCACCUCGGUCUCCACACCAGUUUUGGAGGAUGCACCUCCCGGUACUGUCAUAGCUGUAAUCAGCGUGCUAGAUAGAGAUUCCGGAGACAACGGCAAGGUGAGCUGCGAAAUCCCAACCGAUACACCCUUUCAGCUUCAGUCGUCUUUCCACAACUAUUAUGCACUAGUAACUACCGCACCACUCGACCGUGAGACUGUGCCCGAAUAUAAUGUCAGCAUCACCGCCCAAGAUCUGGGGUCUCCAGCACUGGCUACCAAGAAGAUCCUGACAGUCCAGGUGUCUGAUAUCAACGACAACGCACCCCGCUUCCUGCAACCCUCUUACAGCGUCUAUGUGACUGAGAACAACGCUCCUGGGGCGUCGAUCUGCUCCGUCAGUGCGCUGGACCCAGACUGCCAACAGAACGCUUACUUGUCCUACUCCAUCGCGGACGGCCAGAUCCAGGGCAUGCCCGUGGCCACCUACGUCUCCAUCAACUCGGACAGCGGGCACAUGUAUGCUCUGCGCUCCCUGGACUACGAGCAGAUUCGCAACUUCCAGAUCCAAGUCGUGGCUCAGGACGCCGGGUUCCCUCCUCUUAGCGGGAACGCCACGGUCCACGUCUUCGUGCUGGACCAAAACGACAACGCGCCCUUGGUCGUGGCUCCCAUGCCCCGCAAUGGUUCCGUGGCUGUGGAGGUGGUGCCUCGCUCAGCAGAGCCCGGCUACUUGGUGGGUAAAGUCUCCGCAGUGGACGCCGAUGCAGGACAGAACUCGCGGCUUUCCUACCGGAUAGUCCAAGCUACCGAUGCCAGCCUCUUCAGCGUGGCCCUCUACACGGGCGAAAUCCGCACCGUCCGCGCCUUCCUGGCCAAAGAUGCCCCGAAGCACCGCCUUCUCGUCCAGGUGCGGGACAACGGGCAGCCCCCGCUCUCGGCCUCCGUGGCCCUCUUGCUCUCGGUGGUGGACAGCGUGCCAGAGGUGCUCUCGGACUUCCGCGAGCUUCCUCCGGGAGGCGAGACGGCUUCUUCCAGGCUUACCCUCUACCUGAUCGCCUCUCUGGGCUCCGUCUCCUUCACUUUCCUUGUGGCCAUCGUUAUCCUCACGGUGGUCAAGUGCCCCAAGGAGCGGCUGACCUUCCCCGACUAUGCCUGCUCCCAGCUGUCUUGUGGCGGGGAGGGCGGCGGCUCCGCUGCCUUCUGCUGCUGCGGCGGCGGUUGUGGCUCGUGUGAGCGCUCGGCUCCUGCCUCAGACCGCCUGAAGAACUCCGGCAGCGUCAACGCGCCGGUCUCCUCGGGCGACUGCGGGGACGUCGGAGCCAGCGCAGGCCCUCCUGCCUAUUGCUAUAAAGUCUGCCUGAGCCCAGCAUCGGCCAAGAGCGACUUCAUGUUCCUGAAAGCUUGCAGCCCCGCCCCUCCGAGGAACAACGAAGCGGGCCCUCAGAACUUGCCGCCGGCUCCCGGCCCGAAAACCCGAGGGGCCAAUAACUCUCGGCAGCUCGCCGACCAGGUAAAACAGGCCAAUGCAGACUGGCUGCCAUCAAAACAACCAAUACUGAAGAGUUCACAGAGCCUAGAGGAUGUAGGAAAAGUUUGGAAAGGAGUUCAGAAAGACCAUGAUAGAUUGUGCACUUUGGUCACGCCAAUGUCUGAACAUAAGAAGACAUCUGGUCCCCCUAACAGCAUCCGGACCCCUCCAUAUGCACCCCUGUAUUUACAACAUAUUUCUCCUCUGGAUUAUCAACACAAUGUAUAUAUUCCAGGAACCCCAACAUCAUCUGCCAAUAAGGACGGCUCUGUAUUUCUGGAGCAGGAAGCUAAGAACAGCUUCUCCACAUUUGGAAAGAGGAAGAAAAUGAUCAAUUAUUCUGAUAAACAUGACAGCAUAGUCAUUAACAACCUGAAAUAA